AUGCCCGGACCUCGCGUUGCAUGGAUUGGCCUCGGUAACAUCGGCCGGGGCAUGAGCUUGAAUAUAGCCCAAAAAGGCCCCCAAAACGGACCCCUAAUCCUCUUCAACCGCACAACCUCCCGCGCAACAACCCACGCCACCAAACUCGGCGCAGACAAAGCAACCGUCGCAUCCACCCUCCCAGAAGCCAUCAGCACAGCCGACUUGAUCUUCACCUGCGUCGGCGACGACAAAGCCCUCGACUCAAUCGUGACAGCAAUACUAUCCGACAAAACCCUGAACCUGUCCAACAAAACAUUCAUCGACUGCUCAACCGUGCACCCCGACACAUCCCGGGCAACGGAAACAGCCCUCCUAGCGCGCGGCGCAGGCUUCGUCGCAUGUCCGGUCUUCGGAGCGCCGAAUAUGGCCGAUGUAGGUGGCUUAAUCGUCGUUCCGGCUGGCAAACAAUCUAGUAUUGCCAAGGUGCGGCCAUUCCUCGAUGGCGUGGUCGCUAAACAAUCCAUUGAUCUGUCUGGUGGGACGGGGGCGGAUAUUGAUGUUGGGAAGGCUGCUACUAUGAAGGUUAUUGGGAAUACUUUUAUCCUUAAUACUGUUGGCGUACUCGCCGAGUCGCUUGUUGCUGCUGAGACUUCUGGGCUUGGGGUUGCGCCACUGAUGGAGUGGAUCGAUCUUUUUGCGCCGGGGGCUUUUGCUAAAUAUGCCGAGAGGAUGGUAGGUGGAGAUUAUUAUCAGAGGGAGGAGCCGCUUUUUGCUGUUGAUCUUGCUAGGAAGGAUUUGAGACAUGCGUACUCAAUUGCUGAGAGUGGGGGGCAGCGUAUGAGGAAUGUUGAGGUUACUGAUUCUUUGUUGGAGGGGCUUAAGGGGGAACGGGGGGAGAGUGGAGAUAUCGCUGCUGUUUAUGGAGUUGUUAGGCAGAGGGCUGGGUUGGAGUUUGAGAAUCAGAAGGAGAAGAGUGAGUAG
This is a messenger RNA of Penicillium antarcticum, 963 nucleotides long. RefSeq names its product NAD(P)-dependent oxidoreductase. The record is from RefSeq and is a predicted model, not a curated record. The transcript is spliced from 2 exons. Gene Ontology annotation, molecular function: NAD binding; NADP binding; oxidoreductase activity, acting on the CH-OH group of donors, NAD or NADP as acceptor. NCBI's taxonomy places the organism in Eukaryota, Fungi, Ascomycota, Eurotiomycetes, Eurotiales, Aspergillaceae. Bases 1 to 963 code for a protein of 320 amino acids.